AUGGCGGUCUUUGCACCCGAAGUGAGCCUCCCGGUGCUGCAGGCGCUUGACGUGCGCGACCACUUUGCCCAUGUGCAGCGUCUGCGAGCAACGCUAUGCGCGAUGCCCAUGGCGCCGGACGCGGCGUCCAUCCUCGCGCAGCUCUUCGGCACGCUCGCAACGAUGGAAGCCAAGUUUGCGACCUUUACGACGCACCGCGGCUUGCACAUUGACAGCACGACGUUUCUGCGCUGGCGCGAAAAGCUCGCGGCGGCCGACGCACUCGAGCAGACGUACCUCACGCGCAUCGCGGCACUUGAAAGCGCGGUUCACAGCCAAGCACCCAACACAACACCCGAGGGUCCCACCCCCGAGUGCCACGUGGCAGAUCAUGCGACGACCAAGCCCGCGGAGCUGGACGAUCUCCGCAAGUCCACGCGACCACGCGCCAGCUCGCAGAGAAGGACGAUGAGAUCCGAUACCUCACGGCCGCACUCCAACGACUGA
Molecule: messenger RNA, 486 nt
Organism: Saprolegnia parasitica CBS 223.65
Lineage: Eukaryota; Oomycota; Saprolegniomycetes; Saprolegniales; Saprolegniaceae
Exons: 4
Coding region: 1-486 (161 amino acids)
Source: RefSeq, a predicted model, not a curated record